Messenger RNA from Bursaphelenchus xylophilus (pine wood nematode), 2264 nucleotides. The record is from the annotation of a GenBank genome assembly. NCBI's taxonomy places the organism in Eukaryota, Metazoa, Nematoda, Chromadorea, Rhabditida, Aphelenchoididae.
AUGGCGACAGUGGACGUGGAAAGUGUAAGUCUAUCCAAUCUUUCUUCAUUUGUCUGUAGGACUUGGCGCCAUUGAGAGCUGCCGUGAAGGAGAUUGGAGACAAGGUUCGGCAACUUAAGUUGGACAAGGCUGAUGAGAACGACAUAAAAAGAGCUGUCAACGAGCUGAAAGCUCGUAAGAAGGCCUUGGAAGAUAGAGAGCUUGAGCUUGCCCCUAAAGCCCCGUCGUUCGACCGGUUGAAGCUUGAGGAUUUGCUGAAGAGGCGGUUCUUCUACGAUCAAUCCUUUGCGAUCUACGGAGGAGUUGCUGGAUUAUACGAUUAUGGACCUAUGGGAUGUGCCUUGAAAAGCAAUAUGAUUCAGAUCUGGAGGAAACAUUUUAUUCUAGAGGAGAGUAUGUUGGAGGUUGAGUGCUCUGCUCUUACCCCUGAAAGUGUCUUGAAGUAGGUAUAAUUAUGUCUUUUGUUAUUUUUUAGAGCUUCUGGCCACGUUGAGCGGUUUGUUGACUGGAUGGUAAAGGAUGAGAAGACUGGAGAAUGCUUCAGGGCUGAUCAUUUGAUUAAAAAUUCGAUUGAAGAGAUCCUAAACAAGGACAAAAAGUUGAGUAAGGAGACAAAGGACGAGUUCGAAGACAUUUUGGUGAAGCUUGAUGGGUUUUCAAGCCAAGAAAUGGGAGAUACUAUCAAGAAAUACGGAUUCAAGUCACCCAUCACGAAGAACAAUUUGACCGAACCGGUGGCCUUCAACUUGAUGUUCCCAUCUCAGAUUGGCCCCACUGGAGACUUUAAAGCUUUCUUAAGACCCGAGACAGCACAAGGUAUCUUCAUCAACUUCAAGCGAUUAUUGGAAUUCAACCAGGUGGAUAGAUUUUUAUUUUAUUUUAUACAUUGUUUAGGGUCGAUUACCAUUCGCUGCCGCCCAAAUUGGAAGUGGGUUUAGAAAUGAAAUUUCUCCAAGACAAGGCCUUAUUCGAGUCCGAGAGUUCACUAUGUGUGAGAUCGAGCAUUUCUUGGACCCUACCGAUAAGGAUCAUCCUCGCUUUAAGGAAGUCGCUGAUCUCGAGUUGAAUUUAUUCUCAGCAUGCGAUCAGAUGGAUGGAAAAGGAGCCAGAUUGACAAAGAUUGGGGAAGCCGUCAAGAAUAGAAUCGUGGAUAAUGAGACCCUUGGAUAUUAUAUGGCAAGAACUUAUUUGUUCUUGAUCGCAGUGGGUGUUGACCCCAAUAGACUCAGGUUCAGACAACAUAUGAGCAAUGAAAUGGCUCAUUAUGCCCAGGUAAGUCAAUUAUGAGUGGAAGAUGUUAAAUUUCAGGAUUGUUGGGAUGCUGAAUGUUUGACUUCCUAUGGCUGGAUUGAGUGUGUCGGUAAUGCCGACAGAUCUUGUUACGAUCUCCAGGCUCAUGCGAAGGUUACAAACGAAAGACUAAGUGCCGAAAAGAAGUUGCCAAAACCAAUUCAAGUAGUCGUAACAAAAGCGCAGCUAAAUAAACAAGUUUUGGGAAAGAAAUUUAGAGGAGAUGCUAAAGUUAUCACCCAGCAUAUCGACGGUUUGGAUGAAAAGGAACUUCAGGAAGUCGCGGGCAAACUAAAGGCAAAUGGGUAGGAAAAAAUUGUUGUUGCUAUAUUAUUUGCAGAAAAUAUGAGGUGGAAGUUGAGAUUAAAGGAGAAAAGAAAACGUUUUCCAUUACUGCCGAUGAACUGGCUAUCCAUGAGGUCGAGGAGACCAAACAUGUGCAAGAGAUAGUCCCUUCUGUUGUGGAACCUUCGUUUGGAAUCGGGCGCGUCAUGUAUACGGUAUUGGAACACGCCUUUAGAGUCAGAGAAGGAGAUGAACAGAGAAAUUACUUGGAGUUGCCACCAAUUGUGGCCCCCAUUAAAUGCUCCCUUCUUCCAAUCAGUGCCAAUGAGAAGUUGAAUCCUCUGAUUGAAGAAGUCCGAAGAGAGCUCAGCAAAUACGAAUUGAGUCAUAAAGUUGAUGACAGUGCUGGAUCCAUUGGAAGAAGAUACGCUCGAACUGAUGAAAUUGGAAUUCCGUUCGGUAUUACUGUAGACUUUGAGAGUGAAAAGACUCCUCAUACGGUCACUCUUCGUCAUGCUCCAACCAUGCAGCAAGUACGGCUUGAGGUGGGAAUUAUUUAAAAUUUGGAGGAUUUAAAAUAAUUUUAGAUUGCAAAGCUUGGACCAGUGGUCUCUGAUCUAGUUCAUAAUCGUCGUGAAUGGGUCCAAGUCACCAAAGAGUUCCCGUUGUUUUCAGCUACCGAAAACUAA